AUGGCCUCCGUCCUGCGCUGCUCGCUGUGCAAGGGCGCGGACGCCCUCGUCGAGCUCACAUCGUGCGGCCAUAGCUUCCAUCCGCGCUGCAUUCACACGUGGCCGAUCCUAGCCUGCCAGGUCUGCCACGCGCCAUCGCCGGCCCUGCGCGUGCUCCGGGCCAAAGCCAGCACCGCGACGUCGGCGCUGCCGCCGCGCCGCACGUGGUUCGACUCGGAAAAAGAGUAUUGCGAUGCACUGCUGGCGCUCUUCCACGAGGGCAGCUUGCCGCUCGCAAGAGGCGUGCAUCUGCGCCCGACGUUGGCCACGUUGUUGCACUGCAAUCCGAUGCGGAUCACGAAAAAGUUCAAGCAGCACCAGCAGCUGGGCAAGCAGCUCUACGCAUACAACGCAGCGCCCACGGGCUUGACGCACGCCUACAAGCGCCACACGUCGACGCAAAAGCACGUGACGAUGCUCCGCGAUGCGUUCUACUGGCAGAUCCAGGCCCAUGGCGGCGGCCGCGGUGUCGUUGACGCCAUGCGCCAUGCCGAGGCUCAAUUUUGGCUCGACCAGCUCGUGCCCUUUUGCAAGCUUGUGGGCCAGCCUAUCGAGCCGAGGGACGACGCGCUACCGCCGUUGACGCCCGACAACAACGACAAGAUUCACACAGAGGACGACGACGACCGCGUCAAGACGGAGCUCCGCGCCGAGAGCCCGGCGCACGUCGAGCACGCGGCCGACGCACCGGCCAAAAGUCUCUCGCAGCUGCAGUGGAACGACAUUGAGAUCGUCCACUCGGACGUCGCGUACGGGCCGUGGGAGUCGGGGGACCCGGAGCAGUGCAGCCUCGGCUUUAUCAUCGACGAGGACGGGCUCGUUCAGUUCGAGUCCAUGUACGUCGACGACUCGGUCUGGAGUGUAUGAACACUAGCAAUAGCAGAACACAUUUAGUUUUUUAUUUAAUCCUUUUGCACAGUAUUUGCACUUUAUCAUGUUCAUAA
This is a messenger RNA of Saprolegnia diclina VS20, 983 nucleotides long. RefSeq lists its product as hypothetical. NCBI's taxonomy places the organism in Eukaryota, Oomycota, Saprolegniomycetes, Saprolegniales, Saprolegniaceae. The transcript has a single exon. Bases 1 to 906 code for a protein of 301 amino acids. The record is from RefSeq and is a predicted model, not a curated record.